GUUACGUAUCAAUUAUUUACAUUUAAAUUUUAUCUUUAUUAUAAAAAAAUAGAAAUUAAAAACGCAUGACAAGAUAAUUUAAUAUUUAGCAAGAUACCAGACAAUUUUAAAUAAAAUGUCUUCAGACGAAAUCACUCUGGAAAUCGAAGGUACUUCAGUAAAAUGUAAAAAAGACGAACUUGCAUCCAACAGUGAUUAUUUCAAAGCAAUGUUUGAGGGGAAUUUUGUAGAAAAAAACAAGAAUAUCGUUCAGUUAAAGGACGUCGAUUUAAAAGCUAUGAACAUUAUUUUAACUCUAAUAUGGGACGAAACGUAUUACAUAGAAGACGAAGACGUUCUAAUGGUUUUACAAACUGCUUGUAUGCUUCAAUUCACUAAAAUUCAGAAUAUAUGCGUGGAUAAAAUCGUUGAAAUCCUCACAGUAAGAAAUUGCUUAAAAGUAUGGAUUAUUACUGAGCAAUUGGACUUAAAAACUUUAUAUUUAAAAGCAAAAUCGAUGGCUUUGGCCGAAUUUAUGGUGAUCAAAGAAACUGACAGUAUAUUAGAACUUACUUUAAAACAAUUGUGUAAUUAUCUGGGAAAUAUCAAUUUAAAAACGGAUAAUGAGUUGAGUGUAUUUCAAACGGUGAUGCAUUGGUGGUAUGAAAACAGUAACGGUUCUAAGAAAGAAUUACUGAAACUACUCAGUUGCGUCGAUUAUAAAAGUUUGCUACCAGAUCAUUUCAAAGAAUUAUUAAUUUACCCUGGCAUAGCUGGUACAGAAUUUGAAAAAAUUCUUAAAUGUGUUUACACUAUUAUCAGUCGAAUAACUUCACAAAAUUUUUCAGAAGAAAUUAUAAAUAAAGCUAUGUUAUUGACUACAACUAAAAGUAGAGUGAAUUCUUGUUUUCCAUGUAUUUUAGUUAAGACACUAUCAAGCGAAAAUGACAGAAUGGGCAAAUUAUUUAGUAAAGAUGAGGAUGAUGACAGCAGUGAUGUUUCUUUAGAACCAAUACUACUGCCCGAUAAAUAUAAAAGAAGCAGAAUGUAUCAAACGUUACAUCCAAACAAAUACAAGGGUUGGUAUGUAGUAUUAUUAGACCACAGAUCGAAUAAAUUCGAAAUCUUUCUUCCUCUCAAGGAAAAACUGGAAGGUUUCAAAUUGAUGGGAUAUAAAGAAUACGUAUUCAUGUACGGCGGAGAGUAUACACUCGGUAGAGGCGAUUGGAACAAAGGUUUUUGGGCUUAUGAUACCGUAAAAGAAAGAUGGCAAAGAAAAGCUACCUUGCCUUUUCCUAGAAGACAUUUCGAAACUUGUAUGGUCGAUUCGAAAAUAUUUAUCGUUGGUGGAACAGGUCUCUACAGAAUAAACCAAGAAAACAUAUUUUGGUACGAUUUUAAAGAGGAUACGUGGAGCAACGAAAAAUCACUUCCGGUUUUCGACAGGCACAUGAAAUGUUGCAAUUUUAUGGAUAAAUUGUUUCUGUUCAGUAUCGCAAAUAGUUGCGGGUAUUUUUUCGAACAGGGCGUGCAAAAUUGGAUAUCGGUUCCAAUUAAAAUUGAAAAGAGCUUGUUGGAUGAUAGAUUAGGAUUUACUGUGUUUUCUUACAAGAAUAAAUUGUACAUAAAAGGCAGAAAGUUGGUAGAAUUAGUAAUGACCGACAACCAACUGCACGUCUCUUCAAUCACGGACGUGACGGACAAAGUUUAUUGCAAAAUCGAAACCGUGAUUUGUAACAACGUUGCGUUCACGUUGUACGGUUUGAUUGCGGUAUACAGCAAAAAUUCCGCGUCCAGCAGUUUGGACUGUCCGCCGGGAAAAUUUUCUCUGGAAACGUUCAAUUUGGACACCGGCGAUAUAGAUUUCGUGUUCGAGAAUUUAAAUUUUAUCGAUGCUGGACAAACGCGUUUUGUGAUCAAGGAGACUUUGAAUAUGUUCCAGUUUAAGCAUUAUUCCUUGAUGGAGGGCGACGAUUUGGUUAAUGAUUGUUUAUGAUAUUUGUAAACGAUUUUUAGUUAAUAUAUUUACGAUAUUUUUAA
Psylliodes chrysocephalus is the source of this 2019-nucleotide messenger RNA. The record is from the annotation of a GenBank genome assembly. NCBI's taxonomy places the organism in Eukaryota, Metazoa, Arthropoda, Insecta, Coleoptera, Chrysomelidae.